AUGAAGUCUUCAAUGAUUUUUUGCUUGUUAAUAUCAUCCCUGGUGGCCGUGAGCAUCAGUCGACCCACGGCUCCCGAAGACAGGAUACGAAUCAUUGCUCGAACCACCAUCAGCCGAAUUAAAAAAAUCAAAGAUGAGCACUUCCAGAUGUCUCCAGAGAUUGAUUUCGGCCCUGACAUCGACAACCCCAUUGAUGGUCUCAGUUCUGUCUUGAGUUACUUGAGUUACCUGCAGUUGCGGUUGCAUGUUCCUCCAGCUCAGCACCUACAGCAGGUCCAGAUAGACUUAGAGACUCUCCUGAGGACACUGGAGGAACUGGCCGUCUCACAGGGAUGCCCUCUACCCAAUCCCGAGACCCCGGUGCAUAAAGAAGAAACAGCCUUCCCCGUCACCUCCAACUACCUGCACCUCCUGGAGCUCCAGAGGUUCCUGGAGAAGCUCUGCCUCAACAUAGACAAACUGAAAUACUGCAAAGAUACAGAUGUGGCUGAGACAUUCAUUCUCUGAAAUGUGUAAGCCAUGCAUUGUUACUUCUAUGCAUCACUUUUAAAACACAAUGGCACAUGCAAGGACUAGUUCUCUAAAUUAUUUAACUUAUUUCACUUGUUUAGUUCUC
Danio rerio (zebrafish) is the source of this 616-nucleotide messenger RNA. It is a transcript of the gene lepb, whose product is annotated as leptin b. NCBI's taxonomy places the organism in Eukaryota, Metazoa, Chordata, Actinopteri, Cypriniformes, Danionidae. The record is from RefSeq and is marked validated. Gene Ontology annotation, biological process: signal transduction. Gene Ontology annotation, molecular function: hormone activity. Gene Ontology annotation, cellular component: extracellular region.